GCGCAGCUGCUGGCGCUGAGGAGGAGGAAGUGCAGUGCAGUGCAGUGACUGUGCGUCUCUUACUGAACCAUACAGACGCGCAGGAACAUGCCCAUCAUCUGAAGAUGCCUCCUAAAAGAGUGUUUCCCAGGCAGGAAUCUCUCCUGCUCCCAGCUGUGGUCAAUCCCUUCCGCCUGGACUCUAAACUGAGCAAAUGCGACAAAAUCAAAUGCUUUCUUCUGGGAAUCAUCCUCGUGCCACUGCGCUCUGUCUUCCUCUUCCUGGUUCUAAUGGUAGCAUGGCUUGUUUCUACCCUAAUCACAUUCAAGCGUCCUCUCAAAGGAGAAGUGGAACCUUUCACAGGCUGGAGGAGCUUUCUGUGUCAUAGAGUGAUGGCGGUUCUGGGUCGACUGUGUUUCUAUGCAAUGGGCUUUCGCAUUAUAGUCAAAGGGAAACAGGCCACCAGCAGCGAGGCUCCAGUUCUAGCUGUUGCUCCUCAUUCUUCAUUCUUUGACUCGAUCACUUGCAUCAUAUCAGGCAUGCCAUCUGUGGUGUCCCGCACUGAGAAUCUACAUCCUCCCAUGUUUGGCCGAUUUCUGCGCUGCCUGCAGCCUGUUGUUGUCUCACGGGAGGACCCAGACUCUCGCAAAAUCACAAUCACGGACAUCAACAACCGGGCCAGAUCUGAAGGCCGCUGGCCACAGUUGCUGAUUUUCCCCGAAGGAACAUGCACAAACAGAUCCUGUCUCAUUACUUUCAAACAAGGUGCUUUUUUACCAGGGGUCCCUGUUCAGCCAGUGCUUAUCAGAUACCCCAACAAAGUGGAUACAGUAACAUGGACAUGGCAAGGCCCUUCAUUUCGGGCCCUGAUUCUCCUCACCCUCUGUCAGCUCUACACAACAGUGGAAAUUGAGUUCCUUCCUCCAUAUAUUCCCAGUGAAGAAGAGAAAAAUAACCCUGUAAAAUUUGCACAGUCUGUGAGAAGUCAAAUGGCAGAGUCUCUGAGAGUGCCCACAACAGAUCACACUUUUGAGGACUGUCGGCUGAUGAUAUCAGCAGGGCAGCUGACUCUGCCCAUGGAGGCUGGGCUAGUGGAGUUCACCAAGAUCAGCAAAAAACUUAAUCUGAAAUGGGCCAACAUGCAUAAGGAGCUGGAGAAUUUUGCUGCCAUCGCCCACUCAUGCAAAGGAGGUCGAAUUAAGAUUGAGGAGUUUGCUAGUUUUCUCAAGCUGCCCAUCAGUCCUGUGCUUCAGGAGCUUUUUGCUCUUUUUGACAGGGACGGAGAUGGCACCAUUGAUUUUAGAGAAUAUGUCAUUGGUAUGACAGUGUUGUGUCAACCAGCGAACACAGAUGAAGUCAUCCAGACAGCAUUUAAGCUUUUUGAUGUAGACGAGGACAACAGCAUCACUCGAGAUGAGUUUGCCAGCCUGCUACGCUCCACUCUCGGUGUCAGCGAUCUUGACGUCACCAAACUCUUCAAUGAGAUUGAUAUUGAUGGAUCAGAUCAUAUCACAUAUGAUGAGUUUCUCUCCUUUGCUUACACUCACCCCGAAUAUGCUAAGCUCUUCACAACAUACAUCGAGUUCCAGCGCUACCAGUGCUUCCAGGGAGAAGGACCCAUCUCACACCUCACUUUCUCCUCGAUGAGUCCCCCCAGUGAGCAGCAGGAAGAGUGUAACUCAGACAAGAAAGAUGACUAAGCGCCUUAUAUCAUGGUAUAAGCACUUUAUAUCAGGAGUGAAGCAAUAUCGAUUACACUGUGAGGCAAACAGAAAAGCAGAUUUCUGCUGCCACAAAGCAGCUUGAGAGAAAUAAUAUUUAAAUUCCAGAAAUAAAUUUUGCAUAUAUAAAUUUAUCCCUAAUGAGCACGGUAGAGGUGACAGUGAUGAGGAAAAACUCCCUGAUAUGACUUGAGGAACAAAUCUUGAGAAGAACAAGAUUCAAAAGGGAAUCCAUCCUCAUCUUGGUGACCUUGGAUAAUGCAAUUAUAAAUAACUAUACUGUAUAAACAAAAUAUAUGCACACACCCCCCCCCCCCCAAUUUUAGAUGAUGUUACAACUCGCUUAACUUUUAUUAAAAGCAUACAAAGACUGA
Neoarius graeffei (lesser salmon catfish) is the source of this 2074-nucleotide messenger RNA. RefSeq names its product lysophosphatidylcholine acyltransferase 2 (gene lpcat2). Gene Ontology annotation, molecular function: calcium ion binding; 1-acylglycerophosphocholine O-acyltransferase activity. The record is from RefSeq and is a predicted model, not a curated record. NCBI's taxonomy places the organism in Eukaryota, Metazoa, Chordata, Actinopteri, Siluriformes, Ariidae. The coding region runs from base 105 to 1679 and encodes 524 amino acids. The transcript is spliced from 14 exons. Gene Ontology annotation, cellular component: endoplasmic reticulum.